Messenger RNA from Gilbertella persicaria, 855 nucleotides. RefSeq names its product serine hydrolase FSH. The coding region runs from base 18 to 794 and encodes 258 amino acids. The record is from RefSeq and is a predicted model, not a curated record. NCBI's taxonomy places the organism in Eukaryota, Fungi, Mucoromycota, Mucoromycetes, Mucorales, Choanephoraceae. The transcript has 6 exons. Gene Ontology annotation, cellular component: cytoplasm; nucleus.
GAUUCGAAUCAAAUCUAAUGAUGUUAGAACCACCUUCCCUUUUGGUUAUGGCUUCUAACAAGUUGAGGAUAUUGUGCCUUCAUGGAUACACACAAAAUGGAAUUAUGUUUCGUAAAAAGACAGCUGCUGCACGUAAAAGUCUAGAAGGCAUUGCUGACUUGAUUUACAUUACUGCACCUCAUCAUAUUAGUCCACCUACUUUUGGCAUCUCGGAAAGACAACAACAAGAGGAAGAAGAAGAAAUAUCUGAAGAACACAAGCCAUAUGGAUGGUGGUAUUCACCUAAAUACAAGCCAACAAAAGACAAUUUCUUUAUUGGAUUCAAAGAGUCUGUUGAGUACAUCAAACAAGUAUUGAUAAAAGAGGGUCCCUUUGAUGGUAUUCUAGGCUUCUCACAAGGUGGUUGCUUUGCUGCUCUUUUAACUCAUAUGUUACAAGACAGAAACUAUUUCCCAGACUUGAUUCCCCCUUCUUUUAAUCAUGCACCUUUUCAAUUCUCAAUUAUCGUUGCAGGAUUCAAGCCAACUAUGCAAGAGGCAACUAACAUCAUGUUAACCAAACAGAAUAAGGUUAAAACGCCCAGUUUGCAUUACAUUGGUGAAUUGGAUACACUUGUCUUGCCAGAAGCCAUGAAUUCACUAUCAGAAGCCUUUGUCAAACCUACUGUUUUCCGUCAUUCAGGAGGGCAUUAUCUUCCUUCCACUGCUGCGAGUUGCAAGGCAUUGGCCAAGUUUGUCUCUCAUUUUACACCAAUCACAUCACAGGACAAACAGUCACAACACUUGCUCAUCUGAUGGCUUUGAGAGAAAAUUUUUUUUUCUGUAUAAAAGACAAAUACGAGUUGUUUUUCUGCUG